AUGGAUUUGGGCUCAAACUUCUCAGCCAAACUUGAGCCCUUUUUGUUGAUGGCUAAAUCAGCAAAAGGUGCAGCUGCUGCAAAGCUCGUCCAAGACGCCACUUCUGCGCCUGGAGUCUUCGUUUUUGGGGAGUUGUUGGAUUUGAAUAAUAUCCAAGAGUUGGCAAAGAGCGAGCAGCACGCCAAGUUCUACUCCCUGCUCCAGCUCUUCGCGUACAAGACCUACCAGGACUACCUUCAGCACAAGGACUCGCUCCCCCCUCUCAACCCCGCCCAAAUCACCAAACUCAAGCACCUCUCCAUCGUCUCGUUGGCUUCUGAGCGCAGGAUCCUUCCUUACGCCGAUCUUUUGAAAGCUUUGGACGUCACCACCGUCCGCGAACUCGAAGACUUGAUCAUCGAUGCCAUCUAUCUCGACAUCUUGCAAGGCAAACUCGACCAGAAGCAUGAGCAGCUCGAGGUUGAGUAUACCAUGGGACGGGACGUCAACGUCGAGGAAGGAGGGCUGGAAGCCAUCUUGAACGCUUUGCAAACCUGGGCUACUACUACCUCCUCCGUCCUCUCCACCCUCGACACCAAACUCCAAGCUCUCUCCAACCAAGCCCAGCAGCGCCAACGCGCCCAACAAGAAUACGACGCGGAACUCCAAGCUACCCUGCGCGACGUCUCCGAGAAGCACGGGCACAAAGACCGCGAAGGAGGUGGAGGAGGGGGCUACGGCUCCGGUUUCGGUAAAGGCGUGCGCAAGAUGUUCGAUCGGGAUAGGGAGAACAGGGAUCGGGAGGCGUAUGAGGGUGGGGGUGGGGCGUUUAGUGGACAGGGGAGGACGCUGGGAGGUGCUGGGCCUAGUGGAGGUGGAAUGGGAAUGGAUAUCGAUGAUCCACCUGUUGAUAAGGAGAACGUUCGAGGUGGGAAGAAUAGAAAGGCCUCGCAAGAAUCGAUGUCGUCCAAGCCUUCGAGGAAGCGCAACAAGUUCUGAACUCCGAUGUCGACCAUGUCUCCCCCUCGAACGCCAUCCAUCGUUUGUGCAAUACCGCCAACGCGGUUGUAUUUUUAUCUCUGUCUUCCACCAUUAUCCCCUGUAAAACUCUGUAGACUUGUCCAGCAAUGACACACGGGUGUCUGAUCACUCUUUUUUGACCCAUGGGUUUCUGCCCGGUGGGUCUGGCUUCCA
This is a messenger RNA of Coprinopsis cinerea okayama7#130, 1173 nucleotides long. RefSeq lists its product as hypothetical. Bases 1 to 978 code for a protein of 325 amino acids. Gene Ontology annotation, cellular component: COP9 signalosome. The record is from RefSeq and is a predicted model, not a curated record. NCBI's taxonomy places the organism in Eukaryota, Fungi, Basidiomycota, Agaricomycetes, Agaricales, Psathyrellaceae. The transcript has 6 exons.